AUGGAUACCCUAGUGGCCCAGUACACGCAGCCGCCAUUCUCUCAUGAAGGCUAUACUCAAGACGAACAAGAAGACUAUGCUGAAUCAAUACCUCCGCUGUCCCUGAAGUUUGCACUGCCGCCAGUAGACAGACCUGCACAGUUCCUGCGAGCAAUGACAGAUGAUCACUCUAACCCAGAUUGUCCUAUUAAGAUAGCUCACGGCACGACCACACUUGCAUUCAGAUUCAAGGGAGGCAUAAUAGUAGCAACAGAUUCGAGGGCGACAGCUGGAAACUGGAUAGCUUCUCAGACAGUGAAGAAGGUCAUUGAGAUUAAUCCAAUGUUGCUGGGAACUAUGGCUGGUGGUGCUGCUGAUUGUCAAUACUGGCUCGCGUAUUUGGGUAUUCAGUGUCGACUUCAUGAGCUUCGCCACAAACGCCGAAUUUCUGUCGCAGCGGCGUCCAAGAUCCUGGCCAACCUCGUCUACUCCUACAAGGGUAUGGGUCUUUCGAUGGGUACCAUGAUCACUGGUGUCACCCCGCAAGAAGGACCAGCUCUUUACUACAUCGAUUCAGAUGGGACAAGAUUGGCAGGCAACCUAUUCUGUGUUGGUUCUGGUCAAACUUUUGCUUAUGGUGUGCUCGAUGCUCUCUACAAGUACGAUUUGGAGGACGACGAGGCUUUGGAGCUGGGCAAGAGGAGUAUCCUGGCCGCUCAACACAGAGAUGCAUACUCGGGUGGAUAUAUUAAUUUGUAUCACGUAAAGGAGGACGGCUGGGUCAAGCACGGUUUCAUGGACUCGAAUCCAAUCUUCUGGGAGACCAAGCUGGAGAAGGGCGAGUUCUCCAACGUCACAAGUCACCUAUGA
Messenger RNA from Lithohypha guttulata, 849 nucleotides. It is a transcript of the gene PRE2, whose product is annotated as Proteasome subunit beta type-5. The transcript has 2 exons. The record is from RefSeq and is a predicted model, not a curated record. Bases 1 to 849 code for a protein of 282 amino acids. Gene Ontology annotation, cellular component: proteasome core complex. Lineage: Eukaryota; Fungi; Ascomycota; Eurotiomycetes; Chaetothyriales; Trichomeriaceae. Gene Ontology annotation, molecular function: threonine-type endopeptidase activity.